Messenger RNA from Amyelois transitella, 3138 nucleotides. RefSeq names its product toll-like receptor 6. Lineage: Eukaryota; Metazoa; Arthropoda; Insecta; Lepidoptera; Pyralidae. Gene Ontology annotation, molecular function: protein binding; transmembrane signaling receptor activity. Bases 499 to 2778 code for a protein of 759 amino acids. The transcript is spliced from 8 exons. Gene Ontology annotation, biological process: immune response; inflammatory response; toll-like receptor signaling pathway. Gene Ontology annotation, cellular component: membrane. The record is from RefSeq and is a predicted model, not a curated record.
UCAGUAUUUUGCGUAAAUCGAUUGCUUACGCACAUGCCUAUUUGAAAAAAAAAACGUAAAUACUACCUAUUUACAAAAAUAAAAAUAUUCGUGGUAAAAAAGGCGGGAAGUGACGUCAGUGUGGAGGAAAACAUUGUAAAGUUUUUGGAUUCAGAAAGGAAAAAUCUUCAGGACCAUUCUAUUUUUGAAACUCAGUGUUAUCUCUUUGGUUGUGCACUCAUUCAGAGUGAGACGGAAUGUUUAUUCGUAGAACUUUCGUAUAGUGUUUCAGAUAAACUGACUCAUCACUGAUUUACGUUGAUGACGUUUUGAUUUGAAAUCAAGUUGUGUUUUUAAUUUGUGUUGUAAAAACUUGAAUCUCCUGUCUCUUUUCUUGUGACCGUUAAGAAAGAGAUGAAGAUGUGUUAGUGAAUUCGUGAUGAAUUAUGUGAUGUAAACUAACACGAUGAAGAUCAGAUUUAAAUUCAAGCAAAUUGAAUUUUCUUACGAUUUUUUACGAUGACACUGAGACUAAUCUGGAUUUUCAGCCUGUUUUCCUGUAUGCUGACCAAAAGGGCGUUCCCAGUGGAGUCCCAGACGUGUCUGACUGGUUAUAUGACUGACGUCCAGAAUUGGGUCGACGAGAAAGGAGAUUUUACUGAUGCCGUUGAACCCGAAUUCUCAAUAGACCUUUCAACGAAAGCCAACGCGGUUCGAGUGUUGAGGGAAAAUUUUGAAGAUUACAUAACAGUGGAGAAACAUGUCAAAUAUCUCAGCUUGGCGAAAUGUAAACUCGCCAGGGUGCCUACGAUCUUCAACUACCAGAGUUUCAAAGGCCACCACUUGGCAGAAACCUUGGAAUACAUGACUCUCUAUGGAAAUAGUUUCAUGGACACUAGUUCCACAGGAGACGACUAUCAGAUGUCCAUCAACGCCACGGAGUUGAGAGAAGUUGAUACUAGUAAUCAGUUCGGCAUGGGUCGCAGCAUAUGGUCUAUUGGAUUUGAAAACACCACCUUCAUCCAUUUGAAAGAGCUCGACCUCAGAGCUUGCUCCAUCGAAACUAUAGGCAAAUCUGUGUUCUACGGCAUGCCAAACUUGAAAGCCUUAUAUUUAGGCGAAAACAAUAUCCACGAAAUUGAGAACACUGCAUUUGAUAAACUGACAAACCUUGUUCAUUUAGAUAUAAGUAGAAAUGCAAUCCACUUAGAUAAUAUGGCAAAUACUUUGCUUAUAAGACAAGAAUUAAGCAAAUUGAAGAAUUUGGUAUCAAUAGACAUGUCCUUUAGUUUAUUUCAUCCAAAAACGUUUUCAGUCUUUUCCAAUUUGGGACCAAAAGUACAGAGAUUAUCUUUAUGUUGGACGGGAUGCCAAUUAUCUCCAGCUGCGUUCAACAAUACGUCGAUAAGAUAUUUAGAUGUUUCGGGCAACCUUGAUGUGCUAAAUGAUGUUAGAGUACUGAGAGGACUAGAAAAUUCAUUACAAGUUUUAUACGCAAACGAUGUAAAGCUGAAAGAUUUCGAUGUUUUCAAUAACAUGAGACAAUUAGAAAUAUUGAAACUGACCGAUAAUGAACUCGUAACGAUUAAAAGAGAUGUAGCAAUGUCGUUGAGGAAGCUACAGGUGUUAGAUCUAGACAAAAACAGAUUUGCGACUUGGUUACACCCAAUUUUUGCUGGAAUGCGUUCGCUUCGACUUCUAUCACUGAGAGAAAACAACAUAAACAUUUUAUCUAUUGAAAUGAUGAAUGAUAUCAAAGAUAUAUCUUACAUUGGCCUAUCAGAAAACAUAAUAGUAUGUAACUGUCAUACAAGAGAACUGAUAGAAAUUGCUGCCAUGAAUGAACUGAUGCUGACUGAUAAACUUAUAUACGCAUAUAACAAUAACACAGAUUUCAAUUUUAACAUUGCUCUGAAAGAGUAUAAUGAGAAAAUUAUAAAGAGAACGAAUAUAUCGUUCAUUUGUGAUAGAGAAGAUGCUUGUAUUCAAGAACUGAAUGUUUCGAGAUACGAAGGAAACGUAGGGAAAUUUCUACUACUAGAUUAUCAAACAUUUGACGACUCAUAUUCAUGUCUGCAAGUGUUCGAGAGUAAAUCAAUUCCGUUUAUGGAAGUGCAGAAUUGCAAUGCGAAAUCAGAACCUCACGAUAUUAAUAAAGGAUUGGACAGAGGGGUAAAUUUGCUGCUAUUGUUGAUAAUACCGGGAAUAAUGUUGCCAUUUCUGUUUCUGAUGUUCAUGUUCAGGAGGAGGAUUAGAUACUUUUUUGUAACGAUGAAGAAUUCGGCGACAUUGAGCCUGAUUUCGAAGGAUGAAGGAAUUAGCGAGAGCAAGAUCUACAAUUACGACGUAUUCGUGUCUUACUGCCACGAUGACCGUGCGUGGAUGCUGGACCAGCUCCUGCCUCAUUUGGAGAUGGACUGCAACGUCAGCGUGUGUCUACACGAGAGAGACUUCCAGGUGGGCCUCUCGAUCCUCGAGAACAUCGUCUCCUGCAUGGACCGCUCCCGCACCAUCACGCUGGUGAUAUCCAGGCAGUUCCUCUUGAGCCAGUGGUGCCAGUUCGAGAUGCAUCUGGCCCAGCACCGUCUUCUAGAAACGAGACGUGAAGAUCUAAUGCUGAUUCUCCUAGAAGAUAUCCCGAGGAGAUUGCGACCCAACACCCUUCAUUACCUGAUGCUGACGAAGACGUACAUAGUGUGGCCUAAAGAAGAAUCUGAACAGGCAUUGUUCUGGAGACGACUAAAGAAGAGUGUCGUGACCCAGAGGAAUAAAUUGAACGAUAAUGUGACGUUCGCUUGAACGCAUCAGAAAUAUGCAUUGAAGGACUUUGAUUUGACGGCCUCUGUGGCGCAGCGGUAGUGCGCUCGUCUGUGACACCCCGGGUUCGAAUCCCGGCCAGGGCAUGAUGAGAAACGAGCUUCUUCUGAUCGGCCUGGGUCUUGGAUGUUUAUCUAUAUAAAUGUUUGUUAUAAAAUAUAGUAUCGUUGAGUUGGUAUCUCGUAACACAAGUCUUGAACUUACUUCGAUGCUAACUCAAUCUGUGUAAUUUGUCUCGUAUAAGGUAUAUUUAUUUAUGGACGCAAAGAAAGACAAAAUAAUAUUGUAGUUAAAAAAUAAAUAAAAAGCUCAAAAAGUUUGAAAACUAAGACAAAUUUUUUU